This is a messenger RNA of Limulus polyphemus (Atlantic horseshoe crab), 1577 nucleotides long. RefSeq lists its product as uncharacterized. The record is from RefSeq and is a predicted model, not a curated record. The coding region runs from base 134 to 1363 and encodes 409 amino acids. NCBI's taxonomy places the organism in Eukaryota, Metazoa, Arthropoda, Merostomata, Xiphosura, Limulidae. The transcript is spliced from 10 exons.
CACUCCUUUUCAGUGGUUUGAUGUAUCACCGUUUUUUCUAAAGUUCGACAGCUAUUUUCUUUAACAUAUUUUAUUGUUUGGUCAAUCCAAGGAAUACCUUGAUCACGCCUUUAUACAGAGAAGAAAAGGCAAUAUGAAGGCGUACUGGGUGCCGUUAUAUCUUUGUCUGAUGGCGCAAGUAAUGAAACCAGGAACUAGUCAAGAGAUCUCUAACACGGAUUCGAUAUAUGUUUCCGGAAUUGGGAUUCAGUGUCAUAGCAACAACAUCCAAGUCACCAUAGCAACUGGUACUAACUUUAAUGGGAUGGUUUAUCCGAAGGGGCUGUCCAAGAAUUCCACCUGCAUGGUUGAAUAUUCAACUAGUGGAGGACAGGUUAUUUACACAUUACCUCUACACUCUUGUAAUACCAUGAAUACCGACGUGAGCGAUGGCGUGGAGUAUUUCAACACUGUUGUAGUCCAACCACAUCGAAAGCUGGUGACCAGUCAAGGUCGAGGUUACCAUGUCCGUUGUCGUUACCAGACGAAAGAGAAGAAUAUUGUUUCCAAUUUCAAUGUUAGCAUGCUAGGUACUACUCCCAUGUAUGCCACCGCUUCAAUGCCGACGUGUCACAUGAAAAUUUUUCAAGGAGAUCUCGAUCAUGCAUUUGUUGCUGAGAAUGUCAAAAUUGGUGAUCAGCUCACGCUCAUAAUUAACAUCGAUGUUCAAGAUAUCUAUGGCAUGAAGGUGACAAACUGCUUAGUUCGGGACGGACUAAACUGGGGAGAACAACCUUUAAUCAACAACGAUGGGUGUCCAGUGGACCUCGAAAUAAUGGGUCCUUUUGACUACACCCUGAACAAGACCCGAGCGAUAGUGACCUUCAAAGCUCAUAAAUUCCCCUACACUUCCUCCGUCUACUAUCAAUGUAACGUGAAGUUGUGCUUGAAGGAGAGUGGAGGCUGUGAUGAUGUGCCACCUAAGUGUGAUGCCUGGGGAGGAAACUUAUUGAAACGUCGAAGAAAGAGAGAGAGUGGUGUGGAAGAGAAAGGUAAUCUGGAAGACUUGAAACAGGAGGAACGGGACGUGCGAGACCUCAGCAUUGAUGUCUACUCCGGUCUGUACGUCAACGAGGUUGACAACUUGGACAAAAAUGACGAAACUAGAGUAGCAGCGCAGCCGUCGAUAGCAGAGGACGAGUUUUGUGUAUCCACCAGAAAGUUCGCUAUUGGAAUUGCUAUUGCUGGAGUCUUCUUAAUGUUAGCCAUUAUGUUGUUGGUGGCCUGUAUCCUUCAUCGCCGUCGCAGGAGAAAAGGGGUUAGCACGGCCGGUAGUUCCAUAUACUCUGGACCGUACUCUAACGCCGCUUACAGCAGAGACUAAUUCUGAACAGCUGCAGGACAGCUUCAUCAUUGUUUACCCUUUUUAAAUGGGCAUGAACAGAGAGCAAUGCAUCUUGGGACUAAAACAUGCUAGAAUAAGGUACUUUAUGAAGUGUUAACAUUUUUCUGUUCUAAUUAUUACAUUUCAGGGUCAUCUGUAGGCAGGUAUUUUUCCAUCUUUUUAAAAUAUUUGUGGUUUUAAGAAUCAUUUUAAA